AUAUUUCAGUUUUUCACCAACUAACACGACACUAUAAGUUCCUACGAGGAUUCACUUCACUACCACCUUGUUUCCAUUAUCUUCAAUUCUUCUUCUCAUCACUUCUUUUUCCACAAAAAAGGUAUUCUAUCUUCUCUUCAUUCCUUGCUUGCUUUGCUUCCAAGGAAAACCACUCAGAAAAAAACCAUGGAAGGGAGAACGGGACUCUUGUUUCUUGUUGUAUUAGGUGCUGCUUGGGCAUGUGAUUCAAGGGAACUGACUAACUCUGGUACUUCCGAACUAAGCAUAAAGCCGGAUGUGUGUGCACUUUGUGAGGAAUAUAUUACCAAGGCACUUGAUUAUCUACAUGAAAACAAGACCGAGACAGAGAUCAUUAAUAUCCUGCACAACACUUGCCACCAGCUUCCCUCUUUCAAGCAGAAGUGCGUUGCUUUGGUGGACUUUUAUGCUCCUCUUUUCUUCUCUGAAGUAGCUACAAUUCAGCCUGGAGAAUUCUGCCACAAGGUCAAUCUCUGUCAGAAAAUUGCAUAUAUUGCCUUGAAAGUUCAAGAUGAUAGCUGUGAGUUUUGCCAAGAUACUGUUUCAACUCUAUUGGAAAAGUUGAAGGAGAGUGAUACUAAGCUAGAGAUAAUUGAGACGUUACUAAAGGUGUGCAAUUCAGUGGAGAAGUAUGCAAAUAAGUGCAAGAGAAUGGUUUUCGAGUAUGGACACUUGAUUUUUGACCAUGCAGAGAAAAUCCUAGAGACGACAGAUAUAUGCACUAUAAUACAUGCCUGCAGAUCUUCAGAUGUAGCUGGACAGCAAGCAUUUCUUUCAGUCUCUUAAUUAUAGAAACAAAGCUCUACCAGAUUUAUGCUUCACUUGUUGGCUGAAAAAGAUUGCCAUAUAUUCAAUGUAAUAAGGGGGAGGGAGAGUACAAAUUCAAUAUAUUAUCAGUGUAAAAUUCUUAAUACUAUCUAAGUUUCUAAUUAUGUGUCAGCACACCAUUAAAAAGGUUGAAACUUUCUACGUAGUGGCUGUGAUACUCAUGCUUGUUUAAUUAUUUGACAAUACAUAAUUGGAUGUUAACAUUCUGAAUACUUUUA
Molecule: messenger RNA, 1085 nt
Organism: Glycine soja
Lineage: Eukaryota; Viridiplantae; Streptophyta; Magnoliopsida; Fabales; Fabaceae
Product: prosaposin-like
Exons: 6
Coding region: 187-825 (212 amino acids)
Biological process (GO): lipid metabolic process
Source: RefSeq, a predicted model, not a curated record